AUGGCAGUAUCAAUAACCUAUAAACAACAGUGUAAAGAAUUUAUUCCCAGUUUCGAUCAAUUUGGUUCAGCAAGUUCUUUGAAUAAUGGUGAAUGUCCAAUAUAUUUUCAAGCACUUGUUAAACAAUUUAAUAUUGAAAGUAAUAGACCAGAAACAAUAGUAUUGGAAUAUCCAAAUGCAAAAUUACAAGAAGUAUCGAUCGAUAACGGCGAAGAUGAUGAUCUUAUUGUUGUCUUGUUAAAUACUGAUGGUUAUUUUUUAUGUAAACUUAAGAGAAAAUAUCAAUUAUAUCCUGGAAAACGUGUACUUGUACAGUCAACAUUAGAUGAAGAAAAAUGUCAUUUUUCUAAUAUGGAUAUUGAAAUGGCCACUGUAUUAUCGGAUGCUGUUUAUUAUUCAGAUCCAAUUGUACAUAUUAAUGAAAAAUAUUCGUCUUAUAAUUGUAUUUCAACAUUAACUGUUCAUGAAUGUGGAUUAAAAUUUGUAUCUAACGCACCUUCACCAUAUCUAUUAGCCAUAUCCAAAAGUAACACUAAUGAAGAAACAUUGUGGGUUGCAUUUCGUGGUACGACAAAUACCAAUGAUGUUUUAACCGAUUUAACUAUACAUCCUGCGUUAACAUCAUCAGGCAUGGUUCAUAGAGGUUUUUCAAAACGUGCAUCAGAAUUUCCAUAUGAUACAUUAAUGAAUGAAUUUUAUUCUGAAUCUGAUCAUCGUAAACGUUUAAUAUUUACUGGUCAUUCAUUAGGUGGUAGUGUUGCACAUUUAUGUGCCAUAUUUAGUUUAGCUAAUAAAAGUUUUAAAGAAAAUCCACAAAUAUAUAGUAUUGCUUUUGGUGCACCAUUUAUUGGUAAUAAUACUGUUGCUAAAGAUUUAAUUAAAAAGAAUUUUAAUCAUCAUUUUUUAACAAUAAUAAAUCAAAGUGAUAUUGUACCAAAUUUAUUAAAUCUUGUUGAAACUGGUACACGCAUUCAAUCAACAAUAGCAACCAUGACUGAAUCAUGUUCAGAAAUUACUAACACGCUUCUAACACUCAUUUCUUUAUCAACUGGUAUACCACAAGAAGUGAUCAAUAAAUCAAUUAGUACUUUAAAUUUAAUGAAACCAAAAUUGAAAAACCUUUUAGUAAAUAAAAUUACGGACUAUAAACCAAUAGGACAGUAUGGAUUUAUGCGUUCAGUACUACCUUUGAAUGAAUUAAAUAAUCCAGACCCCUAUGAAUGGAUUAUUACUUACAAAAGUAAUACAAUGAUAAUUGAUUAUGAAAAAAAUGAAGAAAAAUUUAUUGAUGUUAUAUCAAAAAAAUUAAUCGAAUCAUUUAGUUCAUCGACAGCAACAAUUACCGACACAAAUAUUAUUUAUCAUUAUAUGGAAAAAUAUAUUUCAUCAUUAAUAUCAUGUGAAAUUAUUCAAUGUCAAUCUUCAACAUAUAUAAGAAAAAAUCAACAACAUAUAACUGAAUUUAAACGUUUUAAUCCACAUAUAAGUAAAGCAACAGCUAUUUGUUCUCAUACAGAUAUUAAAAUAACAAUUAUAGGUAAUAAUUUAGAUUUUUUAUCAUCACAUAAAAUAAUUAUAAUAAUAAUAAUUAAGGAACUACAAACAUCACCAUUAUCACCAACAACCACAUCGCUUUCAGAGACAAACCAACAAGUACCAAACGCAACUACAACCACUCAACCGAAACUCGUAGAUGAACAAGUUUUAAUAGAUCAACAGGAUAGAGAACAACAGCAAUAUGAUUUGAAUAAAUCAGCAAAAUUUGUUGUUAUUAUUACUGGUAUUGAUACAAUACCCGAUUCAUUAAUUGAAAAUGAAUUAAAUGAAGCUAUCCAUAAACGACUAAAUAUAAAUAAAGAAUUAAUUUGUUUAUGUUAUAAUAAAGAAGCUAUUGAUGAUGAAAAUUUUUUACGUUUACAUGAAUCAAGAAAUCUACCUGGCAUAUCCGAAGUACGAACAUUCUUAAAUAAACAUUUCAAUCAAAUACUCGAUAAACAUUCUGAUUUUAAUACAUAUAAAUAUCGAGAACAGUAA
Molecule: messenger RNA, 2034 nt
Organism: Didymodactylos carnosus
Lineage: Eukaryota; Metazoa; Rotifera; Eurotatoria; Philodinida; Philodinidae
Source: the annotation of a GenBank genome assembly